Molecule: messenger RNA, 2832 nt
Organism: Gastrolobium bilobum
Lineage: Eukaryota; Viridiplantae; Streptophyta; Magnoliopsida; Fabales; Fabaceae
Product: probable disease resistance protein At1g61300
Exons: 2
Coding region: 1-2832 (943 amino acids)
Molecular function (GO): ADP binding
Source: RefSeq, a predicted model, not a curated record
AUGGAUCAGUUGGCGGGAAUAAUCUGGGAUGCUACUAUUCGUUUGUUCGGUUUUGCAACAACACAUGCUGCCUACAUUUAUAAGCUGACGGAGAAUAUGGAGUCAUUAAUAUCCAAAUCUAAUACUCUUCGAAGUAUCCACGACGAUGUGAAUAGAGAAUUUAUUGAGGCUGAGAGCACUGGAGAGAGGCGUAGGACAGCUACAGUGGAUGAUUGGUUGCAGAAAGUUCAAAACCUUCAAGAGGUUAUUGAGGGUAUUAAAAUUUCUCCUGAAGUUCAAAAAAAAUGUUUAAGUGGUCCAAGCUACAAGUUAGGGAAAAAAGUUGUUGAGAAACUCUCCGAAGUGGAUGAACUGUUAAAGUUGGGAAUACCUUUUAAGAAUGUUAUUACUUACAAGCUAGAGCCUAAGCGGGUGUAUAUUAGGCCUUCUAAGGAGAUAGUAGGCUUGGAUUCAAUGUUCAACCAAGUUUGGAAUAGUAUUGAAGAUGAAAAUAUGGGUAUCAUUGGUUUAUAUGGCAUGGGUGGGGUAGGAAAAACCACCCUUCUAGGGAGAAUUCACAAUGAAUUUGGAAAUAGGCAUUGUGACUUUGUUAUAUUGCGGGUAGUGGUUUCUAGAGAUUGUGACAUCAAUACAAUUGUUAAUGAAAUUGGAAACAUGUUACGUAUCAAAGAUGGUGAUUGGAAUGAAAUUAGCACAGAACAAAGAGCGGGAAAGAUAUAUCAAAAACUAUGUCAAAAGAAAUAUGUCUUGUUGUUAGAUGAUCUAUGGGAAAAAUUGGAACUAGAAAAAGUGGGAGUUCCAUAUCCAAAUGAAAAGUCAAAAGUGUUAUUCACAACACGGUUAGAGGAUGUGUGCUCUAAAAUGCAAGCUCAAAAGAAAUUUAAAGUGGAAUGUUUAUCAGAGCAAGAUGCAUUUGAUUUGUUUUGCAGAAAAGUAGGUGAUGAAACUUUAAGGAGGCACACAAAAAUUGAAGAACUAGCAUGGGAGAUAGUUAAAAAAUGUGGAGGAUUGCCACUAGCACUUACUAUAAUAGGAAAUGCCAUGGCUGGAAAAAAAAGCGUUCAAACAUGGAGUCAAGAAAAAAAAGAUUUUACGAGUUAUAGUUCCAAAGCUUCAGAUUCGAAGAAAAAACUGUUUCAUAUUCUCAAGUCUAGCUAUGAUAGAUUGCCAGAUGAAACACACAAAAACUGUUUUCUAUAUUGUGCACUAUACCCUGAAGAUUAUGAAGUCAAAGUUGAUGGUAUAAUUAAUCAAUGGAUUGGAGAGGGUUUUCUUGGUAAAGAUAAGGCAUGGAAGAGUAUAUAUGAUUUGUAUGAGCAAGGAGAAUCAAUCAUUGAAGAAUUGAAGCUUUCAUGUCUAUUAGAUGGUGUUGAAUAUGAAUUUGAGUGGAGCUCUGUGAUUAAGAUGCAUAGUGUGGUCCGAGAUAUGGCACUCUGGUUAGCCUGUGAUGAAGAUGCAAACAAACACAAAAUUGUAGUUGAUAGGGAAGCAUUGGCGACAUCAGAUAUGGAUUAUGAAAAGUUGAAUGUUGUGGAGAGGAUUUCAAUUAGAGGAGGUAGUGGAAGCUGGCAAGUACCGACUUGUCCAAAUCUCUUGACCCUAUAUGUACAAUCUAAUAUGAACACUGAUUUUUCAAAUCUGCAUUCGAUGACAAGAUUGAAAGUCUUGGAUGUAUCAGAUAAUGCCUAUAUUAAAGAUCUCCCCAUAGGGGUACUUGGAGAGCCGGCUCGCCUCAAAGAUAUAGAUAAGUUCGGUAUACGUAAAAAACAAGAUCUCCCCAAGGAAAUAAGCAAGUUAAUUAACUUGGAAUUCCUUAAUCUAUCAGGAACAAGAAUAGAAGGGUUACCAAUUGAAUUGAAGAAUUUGAAAAGCUUGAGGAUAUUGCUUAUGGAAGAUAUUGAUAUUAAAAUCAUUCCUUUGGAAGUGAUUGAAAGUCUUAAGCAAUUAAAGGUGUUUAGACUUUCUACAAGGAUUGAAGGAGGAAGUGAGGAGGAGAAAGCACUUCUAGAGAAGUUGGAGUCUUUACCAAAAUUGGAGGAAUUAUGCAUCCAACUAAAAACCAUCACUGGCAUGUAUAAAUUGCUUGGGUCAACCAAAUUGAGGGAAUGCUCCAGACGUUUAUGGCUUGAUGGAAUCAAAGACACAAUUGAAAUGACACCAUUAUUAGCAUCUUUGUCAAGUAUGGAACAUCUGGACCGUAUAACAUUAUCCUUUGUAAAUAACAUUGUGGAAGGUUCAUCCAUUACUUGCCAUCUUUCCAAGCUUCGUGGGGUGAAUAUUGAUUGUUGUCAUUCAAUAACUCAUUUAACAUGGCUAAGGUAUGCUCCGUAUGUUGAGUCUCUUUCAGUUUCUAGAUGUCAUUCAAUUGAAGAAGUAGUGAAGGAAGCCAAAGAUGAAGGUGAAAUAUUCUCAAAUCUUAGACGUCUUGAACUUUCUAAUUUGCCAAAACUGAAGAUCACCUGCAUGGGAAAAUUGCCAAACCUUCUGCGAGUGAAUAUUGAUCGUUGUCAUUCAAUAACUGAUUUGACAUGGUUGAGGUAUGCUCCGCUUCUUGAGUCUCUUUCAGUUUCAAACUGUUGCUCAAUUGAAGAAGUGGUGAAGGAGGGUGGCCAGGACAGAGACAAAGCCAAUUAUGUAUUCUCGAAUCUCAUAUGGCUCUCCCUUCAAUAUUUGCAAAAGCUUGAGAGCAUCCACCAGAGUGCAUUGGCUUUUCCUUCACUGAAAUUUGUUGACAUUAAGGGUUGCCCAAAUUUGAGGAAGCAUCCUUUGAAUUCCAACUAUGCCAUCGCCAAGGACAAAUCCAAGGAGAAUACAAGUGGUGGAACAAUUUAG